UAGGACUAGUACUGUCACUGCACAAACACACCCAAACUCUCUCAAAACACUUGUAUGUUCCCUUUCUUUUUCAUCAUCAUCUAACGGUUCGUCCUCGUCGUUGAUAUCUAUCUAGCUUCCACACCCAAAUGAUAUUCCUCCCAAUCACCACAUUUAUAUACUUCUCACCACCUUCCUCUUCUUUAACACAACUUCACCAACAAAAAAUUAUCAAACACUUAUAACCAUUCCCCUCUCUCUCUCUCUCUCUCUCUAAGAUAUAUUUUACCACGAUGGCUUCAAAAUAUUCUACUCUCUUGAUCAUUUUCAUUCUCUCAUUUCUGUUGUCUAACUUGAUCUAUCCUUCCGAUCAAUAUUUGCUAACUGGACACAACCAAACUGAGUACUUCGUCCUCAUGAAGAAAUCCCUCUCCGGCAACGCCAUAUCCGAGUGGGACGUGAUCAACAAGCCUAUCUGCAACCUCACUGGGGUGGCCUGCGAUGACGGAGGCCUCGUCGUCAGGCUCGACCUCGUCGGUUGGUCUCUAUCCGGCCACUUCCCACCCGACAUCUGCGCCUACUUACCGGCGUUGCGCGUUCUCCGCCUCGGCCGGAACCGCCUCCUUGGCGAGUUCCCUAACGGCGUCACCAAUUGCUCUGUCCUGGAAGAGCUCAACCUCAGCUUCCUCUACCUAGGCGGGACGCUCCCGGACCUGUCGGCGAUGAAGUCGCUUAGAAUCCUCGACCUAUCGUACAAUCUCUUUAGGGGAAACUUCCCCAUCUCCGUCACCAACCUCUCCAACCUCGAAGUCCUCAACUUCAACGAGAACGGGAACUUCAAUCUCUGGAAGCUUCCAGAGAACAUAUCAGGCCUGACCAAGCUCAAAUCAAUGUUGCUAAUGACCUGCAUGGUGUACGGACACAUCCCGAGAUCUAUUGGAAACAUGACUUCCCUCGUUGAUCUCGAACUAAGCGGGAAUUUUCUGGUGGGUCGAAUUCCAUCCGAGCUCGGACUUCUGAAGAACGUGAGACAGCUUGAGCUUUACUACAAUCAGCUCGUGGGAGAAAUUCCUCACGAGCUCGGAAACAUGACGGCGUUGAUUGACCUUGACAUGUCGGUCAACCGAUUGAAUGGGGCGAUCCCCGAAACGAUAUGUCGUUUGCCGAACCUACAGGUUCUCCAGCUCUACAACAACAGCUUGACGGGGGAAAUCCCGACCGCCAUCGAGGAGUCGACGACGCUGAGCAUGCUUUCGCUCUACGACAACUUUCUGACGGGACAAGUGCCGAGAAAUCUUGGCCAGUUCUCCCCCAUGUUAGUCCUCGAUUUGUCCGAGAAUAAUCUGUCGGGUCCUUUACCCUCCGACGUUUGUAAAGGAGGAAGGUUAUUGUACUUUCUCGUCCUGGACAAUUCCUUCUCGGGAGAAUUGCCUCAGAGUUAUGGGAAAUGUCAGUCUCUCUUAAGAUUCCGGGUUAGUAAUAACCAUCUAGAGGGCUCAAUUCCCGAGGGACUUCUUGGUCUUUCUCAUGUCUCGAUUAUCGAUCUGGGUUACAACAAUUUAAGCGGUCCGAUUGGUGAUUCCAUUGGGAGAGCGAGAAACUUGUCGGAGCUGUUCAUUCAGAGCAAUAGAAUUUCAGGAGUUUUGCCGUCUGCAAUCUCUAGAGCGACCAAUUUGGUGAAGAUUGAUCUGAGCAAUAAUCUCAUAUCGGGCCCAAUACCUUCCGAGAUUGGGAACCUGAAGAAGCUGAACUUGCUUCUUCUGCAAGGCAACAGGUUGAAUUCGUCAAUUCCGGUAUCUCUAUCUUGGUUGAAAUCCCUGAACGUUCUCGAUCUUUCUAAAAAUCUCCUUACCGGAAACAUCCCGGAGAGCCUCUGUGAUCUGUUGCCAAAUUCGAUCAACUUCACCAACAACAUGCUCUCCGGCCCCAUACCUCUGUGUUUGAUCAAAGGAGGGUUGGUGGAGAGCUUUUCAAAGAACCCAAACCUCUGCGUGUCGCCGGACGUCAAAGCCUCGGACAAAAAUAAUAAUUUCCCGGUGUGUUCGAAACCUUACAAUUAUCCGAAGAAGCUGAACUCGGUUUGGGCUAUCGCCAUCUCGCUGGUGAUCAUCCUCGUCGGAGCAGUCCUUUUUCUAAAACGUCGGUUCGGUAAGGAUCAAAAGAAAGUGGUCGAACACGACGAGACUCUCUCGUCCUACUUCUCCUACGAAAUGAAGAGCUUCCAUCGGAUAAGCUUGGACCCGCGGGAGAUCAUUGAGGCCAUGGUGGACAAGAACAUCGUCGGGCAUGGCGGGUCGGGGACGGUGUACAAGAUCGAGCUGAACAACAAGGAAGUGGUGGCGGUGAAGAGGCUGUGGAGCAAAGAGUUUGGGAAAGAUCAUUUGUGCUCGGAUCACGAUGAUCAGCUGGCGUUGGACAAGGAAUUAAAGACGGAGGUGGAGACUUUGGGAAGUAUAAGGCACAAGAACAUCGUCAAAUUGUACAGUUACUUCUCGAGUUCGGAUUGUAGUCUUCUGGUUUAUGAGUAUAUGCCGAAUGGGAAUCUGUGGGACGCUCUUCACAAAGGAUGGGUUCAUUUGGAUUGGCCUACGAGGCACCAGAUUGCUUUGGGGAUAGCUCAGGGAUUGGCUUAUCUCCACAAUGAUCUUCUUCGUCCCAUCAUUCAUAGAGAUAUCAAGUCUACUAAUAUACUUCUUGACGUGAAUUACCAGCCCAAGGUUGCAGAUUUUGGCAUCGCUAAGGUUUUGCAAGCUCGAGGAGGGAAAGAUUCUACCACCACUGUUAUUGCCGGCACAUAUGGUUAUUUGGCUCCUGAAUAUGCAUAUUCAUCGAAAGCAACAACAAAGUGCGAUGUUUACAGCUUCGGAGUGGUUCUAAUGGAGCUGAUAACCGGAAAGAAGCCGGUGGAAGCGGAGUUCGGAGAGAACAAGAACAUCAUUUACUGGGUCUCCAACAAAGUGGACACAAGAGAAGGAGCCAUGGAGGUUUUGGACAAGCGCUUGUCGGGGUCUUUUAAGGACGAAAUGAUUCAAGUCCUUCGCGUCGCCAUUCGCUGCACCUACAAGAACCCGGCCCUCCGACCAACCAUGAAAGAAGUGGUUCAGUUGCUGAUUGAGGCUGAUCCAUGCAAAUCAUUCGAUUUCCCCAAGUCGUCCCAAAAGAUUGCCAAUAAUGACAACAUCAACAAUAAAGACACAUCAAAUGUCACUACGAAGAUAAAGAAUCACUUUGAAUUAUGAUCAUUUUUGCGCGGCACAUAAUUAUACUUCGG
This is a messenger RNA of Morus notabilis, 3250 nucleotides long. RefSeq names its product receptor protein-tyrosine kinase CEPR1. NCBI's taxonomy places the organism in Eukaryota, Viridiplantae, Streptophyta, Magnoliopsida, Rosales, Moraceae. The coding region runs from base 273 to 3218 and encodes 981 amino acids. Gene Ontology annotation, biological process: protein phosphorylation. The record is from RefSeq and is a predicted model, not a curated record. The transcript has 3 exons. Gene Ontology annotation, molecular function: ATP binding; protein kinase activity; protein binding.